GCGUCCCGCAUAACGUCGAUCUAAAACACCCGCAUGGCGCGACGAACAAGCUUUUCCAUUUGUUCUUCGAUCAUUCCACGCGUCUCCCUAGCGUUUCCCCUCAAUAUGUAGAAUACCCCACAGAUUAGUGGUGCGUAUAGUUUAAUCUAUUCUACCGGGUUCUCUCCCGUCAUGGACCAGAUAGAGCCGCAAUCCUGGAUAGCCUGGUACUGCUAUAUUUCCAUCGUGCGUACUUAAGUCAAAAUGUUCCCUUUGAUGUUUGGAUUGUUCCGUUUUGCUGCUGUUGACUCCGAGCAUCAUGGUCAAGUCGAUUGUUGUCGCUCUUUCGCUGGCGAGUCUAGGGCUUGCCGCGCCGUUCCCGGCGAAUGCGUCAACCUGGUCCGGAUGGAAGAAUGUCAAGUACAUGUUUGUUUUUGGCGACUCGUACACCCAGACCGGCUUUGAUGUCAACGGAACGCAGCCGAAUCCCUCAAAUCCCAUGGGAAAUCCACCGUAUCCAGGAUGGACAUCGUCAAACGGUCCGAACUGGGUCGGCUUCCUCACAACCACGUACAAUGAAAGCUACCUCCAAACGUACAACAUGGCCUAUGGAGGCGCCACUGUCGACAGCGCGAUCGUAGUACCAUACGCGCCGACCGUCAUCUCCAUGAAACAGCAAGUCCAGGACCAGUACCUUCCCACUUACGGCUCCCACCCUUCCUCCGCUCCUUGGACCGCCUCUGACUCGCUCUUCGCAUUCUUCAUCGGUAUCAACGACGUUGGCAAUUCGUGGUGGCUGGCCAAUGCUACCGCCAUCCAGGACCAGAUCUUCGCUGUGUACGACGGGUUGCUGGAGCAGGUGUACGAGACGGGCGCACGCAACUUUUUGUUCCUGUCUGUUCCGCCGGUUAAUCUUGCGCCGUUGACGCUGCAGAGUGGGAACUGGUCGAUUGAAAAUGAGGGCAAGAUGCUUGAGACGUGGAACGCGAAGCUGAAGAACAUGACGGACAAGUUCAGCGCACGGCACGACUCCGCGAACAUGUUCAUCCACGAUACGCAUGGCGCGUACGCUGCGGCGCUCGAGGAUCCGACCGUCUUCCCGCAGACGAGUGGGAUCAAGAACACAACCGGCUAUUGCGAGGCUUAUGCGAAUGGCGCGCCUACAUGGUACUAUUCCAGCCCUAACUGCAGCUACCCCGUAAACGAGUACUUCUGGCUCAACAAUCUGCAUCCUACUUUCCCGAUGCAUAACGCGACGGCGGCGUCGAUUGUGGAGUACUUAGACCCGUGAACUAGGGCCGUUCAGAGCAGCAGAACCGGACUCAGAACUUUCUUGUACAUACUUGAUAGCAAAAUCCAUAUAUCCGUUCACUCACAGCG
Messenger RNA from Trematosphaeria pertusa, 1359 nucleotides. Its product is annotated as carbohydrate esterase family 16 protein. Lineage: Eukaryota; Fungi; Ascomycota; Dothideomycetes; Pleosporales; Trematosphaeriaceae. Gene Ontology annotation, molecular function: hydrolase activity, acting on ester bonds. The record is from RefSeq and is a predicted model, not a curated record. The transcript is spliced from 5 exons. Bases 299 to 1270 code for a protein of 323 amino acids.